This is a messenger RNA of Habropoda laboriosa, 2922 nucleotides long. RefSeq names its product insulin-like growth factor-binding protein complex acid labile subunit. Gene Ontology annotation, molecular function: protein binding. NCBI's taxonomy places the organism in Eukaryota, Metazoa, Arthropoda, Insecta, Hymenoptera, Apidae. The transcript is spliced from 6 exons. The record is from RefSeq and is a predicted model, not a curated record. Gene Ontology annotation, cellular component: extracellular matrix. The coding region runs from base 191 to 2539 and encodes 782 amino acids.
UUCCGAGCACUGUUGAGCCACUCAUCGAUCCUCGUCACACCGCCUUACUUCUUCAAAAAAUUCGACGGACAGUGAAAAUGGAUAGUCGUGAAUCGAGGAAAAUGGAUACGCGGUGCCUCUGUUGAAGAAACCGUUGCACGUUUUCCCUUCGGUGAAAAUGUGAUUUCCAUGGGACAUCACGCGAUCGCGUAUGAUAGUAGAGAACAUGAAGGACCGGAUAAUGACCUCUUGCCGUUUACUCUCUUUAUUCGCCACGUACUUGGGAAUUUUCUCGAUCGCACUAUGUCAAAGUACUUGUCCCACAAGGUGUUUGUGCCACCUCGACCAACAACCAAGAACCGUCACCUGCUCGCAGCAAGGUUUGGAAAUAUUCCCCGAAAAUAUAAGCGACAUGGUGGAGCAACUAAACUUAUCGAAUAAUUUGCUGACGAAUAUCACAGUUAGUGAUGUUAAUCGACUGAUAGAUUUACAGUACCUGAAUUUAGCAAGGAAUAAAUUAAGUUCACUGCCCGAGGAUAUAAGUUUCCUAAAAAGCUUGAAAAGAUUGGAUCUAAGCGACAACAAAAUAUACGACGUCAUUGAUAUUAAUUCCGUUCGGCAAUUGCCAUCUUUACUGGUUCUGCAUCUGUCGAGAAAUCCAUUAUCCAGUUUGGAGGGUUUAAUAAGCGCUAAUAUUACAGUUCUGGAUGCUAGUCAUUGCGGAAUACGGGAGCUGAGUAAUACAUCCUUAGACGGCCUGAAAGCGUUGACUACUCUUAGCUUAGCAGGGAACCCGUUGAAAUUAAUCCAGAAAGUGUGGAGCCCAAAAUUACGCUGGCUUGAUAUGUCUGACUGUCGUUUGAAUUACCUGGGUCCCGAUACUUUCAGUGGAUUGCCAGAACUCCUGGAGCUUCAACUUUCCAACAACCCUACAUUAGUCUACAGUACCAGACACACAACACUGAAACACUUAAAACUGAAGAAGCUAGAUGUGUCGCGAUGUAACUUGGACAGACCUGGCCUCCACGGACUUCCAUCGUUGACUCACGCUCGACUAUCUCACAACAUAAUUCGCAUGCUGCCGGAUCGAAUUUUCGCGAAAAAUCGAGAACUCAGUUUUCUGUACUUGAACACGAACGCCAUUGAAAAUUUGAACGCGAGCGCCUUCGAGGGUUUGGUGAAACUUCAAGUGCUAGACUUAUCGGUGAACAAUUUAGAUAUGAUUCAUCCGUUGAUAUUUCAUGAAAAUGUGGAACUUAAGUUGCUCAAUUUAUCUUACAAUACCCUGCACGAAUUUCCAAAUCUUACGUCAGCGGUGACGUCAUUGGACGCAUCAUCGAACGAGAUCAGUAAUAUGAAUGGAAACUUUUUGGCAAACAUGCCGAAAGUAAGGAGCAUCAAUUUCAGCGAUAAUCGUCUAGAAAGAAUACCACCUGGACUGAAAUCAACGACGUUGAGGAACUUGGACUUACGAAGAAAUAGAAUAGUUGAUGUACACAAAGACACCUUUCUCCAUUUGCCGCAGCUGAUAAGGAUCGAUUUAUCAGGAAACCGAUUGACUGGAGCUAUAGAUCCGAUGAUCUUUCGAAACAACCCAGACAUAAAUACCAUCAAAUUAGAGGACAAUCCGUGGCGUUGCGAUUGCAAAGAAUUACUCUUUAUGUACUCCUUUCUAACGGAACCACCCGCGAAAACUUUUGAGCAAAGUUUACUCUGUCAGACACCGGCGAAUGUGUCCGGUUACACUUGGAUAACUGCUUGUUUCGACGCGUGGAACGAACCUUUGUAUUAUAACAAAGACAGAACCUGGGGAUUUGUAAUGAUCGCUCUUCUCAUGAUGGUUGUUUUAUUCGGGAGCUUCGUAUCCAUCAGACACAUGAUGAGGAUCAAAAGAAGAGCCUUGGAGCAAAGGCAGCAAUUAGAAACCUUGAGACUGCUAAGGCAAAGAAGGACUCAAGCAGCACAAGAAGAACACGUUGAGCGCGUACCAGAACCAAGAAUCCACCCUCUUGAAUUAGUAGGGCCGCCCAGUUACGAAGAAGCAAUACAGAUGCCAAGGUUAGCACGAUCCUUGGACAAUUUAGACGAAAUUUCAGUAGAAAUGUCUACGACGCGUAUCAUGGGUUCUGUUGAUAAUAUAAGAGUUAAACGGCGAACGAGAAGGCCGAAAAAGAGGAUUCAGAGCGAAGACGACUUGCUCAGAAGGGGUGAACGUCGACAGGAAAGAAUUAGAAGAGAGAGGAAUAGCUCCGCCGGUAACAGCGGAACCGACUUACCACUGAGUCAAAGGAAUUCGAAAGUCUACGCAGCGCGUAGAGCCAGAAGGCAGAGUGUGAUAAGCGAUUCUAUGGAUUCGGCUAGCGGAAGAACACGUUCCAGACCACAAACCCCAAGCACUAGGAAAAAGAAACGGAGGUACACAGUUUACGAUGGCCACUCAACUGAUGACGAAGACUCGGAUAUUCAACCAGUUGGCUCGAGUAGAUCGAUCGUCAUCAGAGAACUCCGAAGAGAACCUAAAGGCGGUUAUAGAGAAUCUACUACAGAACGAGAAUUUUAACAAUCAAUUGGUUAAAUUUUUCACAUGAACUUUCAUUACGUUUUGAUACUUCGAAGAAUUUAGUUCUUUGCAAAAAUCGUGGUCAGUCGUCAUCUUACCAGCCCAGAGAUUAAUUAGUAUUACAGGUCGGAACAGUGAUAAAGCAAUAACAUUUCCUCGUUGUUCUAUCGGAUAAUCAAAUGUUUCACUUCGUUGCUAGAACAAUAGAAUAAGGAUAAAAUAUGCAAUGAAUCGUGAAAAUUUCGCUCAAUGGUGUAUUCCGUACCAAAACUAUCAACAAAAAUUUACUCUUCUCUACUUCUUUAUGGUAACAUUGUACAAAUUUAAUACAGAGGAGUAAAAAAGACAACACAUUUAAAAUCGUUGAAAGCGAUAUAGAGUGU